Messenger RNA from Trichosurus vulpecula (common brushtail), 6601 nucleotides. It is a transcript of the gene LAMC3, whose product is annotated as laminin subunit gamma 3. The coding region runs from base 16 to 4758 and encodes 1580 amino acids. The transcript has 28 exons. Lineage: Eukaryota; Metazoa; Chordata; Mammalia; Diprotodontia; Phalangeridae. The record is from RefSeq and is a predicted model, not a curated record.
UUCUGAGUCUUCACCAUGGAAGAGUUUCUCAGUCCCUGUCUGGGGAUCCUGCUCUGCCUGGGCCUUCAACUGGCCCACGGGGGCAUGGAUGCUUGCUAUGAUGGGCAAGGGCACCCACAGCGGUGUCUGCCUAUGUUCGAGAAUGCAGCAUUUGGCCGCCAGGUCCAGGUGACCAACACAUGUGGCACCCCACCCGAAGAGUACUGCCUCCAGAUGGGGGCCCCUGGAGACACUCAACUGUGCCACCGCUGUGAUGCCAGUGAUCCAGACCACAACCACAAUGCCUCCUACCUGACUGACUUCCACAGCCAAGAAGAGAGUACCUGGUGGCAGAGCCAGUCCAUGGCCUUUGGGGUCCAGUACCCCAACUCAGUCAAUAUCACCCUACAGCUGGGAAAAGCUUAUGAAAUCACCUAUGUAAGGCUAAAGUUCCACACCAGCCGUCCUGAGAGUUUUGCCAUCUACAAACGCAGCUGGACUGGGGGUCCCUGGGUGCCGUACCAGUACUACAGUGCUUCCUGUGAGAAGACAUAUGGCAAACAUGAGGGCCAGUACCUGCGGCCUGGGGAGGAUGAGAGAGUGGCCUUCUGCACUGAUGAGUUCAGCGACAUCUCUCCACUGAGUGGAGGCAACGUAGCCUUCUCCACCCUGGAAGGGCGGCCCAGCGCCUACAGCUUUGAUGAGAGCCCCAUCCUGCAGGAAUGGGUAACCAGCACAGAACUGCUCAUCUCCCUGAACCGUCUCAACACUUUCGGGGAUGACAUCUUUAAGGACCCCAAGGUGUUACAGUCCUACUAUUAUGCCAUCACUGACUUCUCCGUGGGGGGCAGGUGUAAGUGUAACGGGCAUGCUAGUGAAUGUGUCCCUGAUGAAGGAGGCCAGCUGGUCUGCAGCUGCCAGCACAACACCACAGGAACGGACUGUGAGAAGUGCCUGCCCUUCUACCAAGACCGGCCCUGGGCUCGGGGAACAGCAGACGCUGCCAAUGAAUGUCUGCCCUGCAACUGCAGCGGCCUCUCUGAAGAAUGUUUCUAUGACUGGGAGUUGUACCGGAGCACUGGUCACGGUGGUCACUGCCAGAACUGCCGGGACCACACCGCCGGACCCCACUGCGAGCAAUGCCAAGAGAACUUCUACCGUUGGGACGAGCAGCGGCCAUGCCAGCCCUGUGAUUGUCACCCAGCAGGAUCUCUUAGCCUGCAGUGUGACAACUCCGGCACCUGUGAGUGUAAACCCAGUGUGACCGGCUGGAAGUGUGAUCGCUGCCUGAUGGGGUUCCAUUCUCUUAGUGAAGGUGGAUGCAGACCCUGUACCUGCAAUGCUGAUGGCAGCUUAGGACCGUGUGACUCCCGAAACGGACGGUGCCCCUGCAAGGACAAGGUGGAAGGCUAUUUAUGUGACAGAUGCCAACCUGGGACAUUUAACCUGCAGCCCCAUAAUCCUUCUGGUUGCACCAGCUGCUUCUGUUAUGGCCACUCCAUGGUGUGUGCAGCUUCCACCCAUUAUGGUGUGCGCCAUAUCAUCUCUGACUUCCACCAGGGGGCUGAGGGCUGGCGAGCCAGAGGUCCAGGGGGCAGAGAGGAGCCUGCACAGUGGAGCCAGAGUGGAAUCUUCCUGAAGCCAAAGAGAGAGGAGCUUUGGGACUUCAUUGCACCAGAGAAAUUCCUGGGAGACCAGCGCUUCAGUUAUGGGCAGCCCCUCUCUCUGACCUUCCGGGUACCACCUGGGGGCUCUCUCCUGCCCAUCUGGCUGAAACUGGAAGGGGCAGGACUAGCCCUGUCUCUGAAACCCUCCAGCCCAACAAGCGCCCAACAGCCUGGACGGCCUGAGGAGUACCUGCUGGUGUUCAGCUUGCAGGAGACCUCGGAGGACACAAAACUCCUGCUCCCCGCCUUUCACUUCCAGAGGCUUUUGGCCAAUCUUACGGCACUCCAGAUCCAGGUCGCAGGUCAUGGAGGCAGACAGCUCGAAGGCCAAGUGAUGCUGACUGAGGUCCAGCUCACUUCAGCAGGCCCUGGUCUGUCUCCUCUAGCCCCUUGGGUAGAGGAGUGCACAUGUCCCAAGGGGUACAUGGGGCAGUUCUGUGAAUCCUGCUCUCUGGGGUACAAGAGGGAGACACCAUUAGGCGGGCCCUACGCCAAUUGUGUUCCCUGCACCUGUAAUCAACAUGGCACCUGUGACCCUGAAACAGGGAUCUGUCAGUGCCUGCACCACACAGAGGGCCCCUACUGUGAGCGAUGCGCACCCGGUUUCUACGGCAACCCCUUUUUGGGUCAAGAGAACGACUGCAAGCCGUGUCCAUGUCCUGGUCAAUCAGCAUGUACAACUAUCCCAGAGAGCGGGGAGGUGGUGUGUACCCACUGCCCCAAGGGCCAGAGAGGACGUCUGUGUGAGAUAUGCGAUGAUGGCUUUUUUGGGGACCCCUUGGGAAGAUCCGGCCCUCCCCAGCCCUGCCAACAAUGCCGAUGCAAUGGGAAUGUGGACCCCAAUGCUGUGGGCAACUGUGACCCCACAACGGGCCACUGUCUGCGCUGUCUCUACAACACGACAGGUGCCCACUGUGAGCGGUGCCAGGAGGGUUUCUACGGGAGUGCCCUGGCCCCUCGCCCUGUAGGCAAAUGCACUCCCUGCAGCUGUAACCCAUCAGGCUCAGCCCAAGAGCAGGGGGCCUGUGACCCUGGGACAGGCCAGUGCUCCUGCCUCCCCCAUGUGACUGGACGAGACUGCAGUCGCUGCAGCCCUGGUUUCUAUGACCUCCAGCCAGAGAGGGGCUGCCAGAGCUGCAAGUGCCAUCCUAUAGGUUCUCAGCAGAACCAGUGCCACCCUGUGACUGGGCAGUGCCCUUGCCUUCCUGGGGUUGGUGGAGUGGCAUGCACCCACUGCCAACCUGAUUUCUUCGGCUUCUCUGCCAAGGGCUGCCGAGCCUGUAACUGUUCCCCACUGGGCUCUGUCACCACCCAAUGCCAUGAGAACAGCACAUGUGUGUGUAAGCCAGGCUUUGUGGGCUACAAGUGUGAUCGCUGCCAGGAGAACUUUUUCCUCACUGCUGAGGGCUCUCAGUGCCAGGAGUGCCCAAUUUGCUUCUCUCUAGUGAAGAAAGAGGCCACCAAACUCAAGGCCAAGCUAACAGCGAUGGAGCAAUGGCUGCAGAAGUCUGAUUGUGACAGUCCCUGGAGGGACUAUGUCUUGCUGGGAGAAUCACCAAGAGGAGACGCCUACCAGGGUCAUUAUCUACUUCAAGGCACCAGAGAAGCCUUCCUGGAGCAAAUGGAAGAGUUGGAGCAUUCCAUGAAGGCUGCCCGGCAUCAGCUGAGGGCAGCAAGCAAAAGUUCCAGGUGUACCCAGCGUAGUUUGGAGAAGACCUGCAUCCAACUGGUGGACAUCGAAGCUCUGCUGCUAUCCACAGAGCUGGAGAUUCAGCAGGCAUCUGGAGCCCUCACAACAAUGGUGAUCCCUCAGGAAGUACCCAACAAACUUACCAACUGGAGUCGUUUAGCCACUGAGACUCAGGCCCUGGCCAAGAGUUAUAGAGAUACGGCCACUAAGAUAGAGGCAACAGCACAGAGGGCCCUGCUUGCUUCCAAUACGAGUUACACUCUUCUGUGGAGUCUUGUGGAGGGCACAGAUGCACAGAAGAUACAGCAUGAGUUGGAGGACAGGUACCAGGAGGUGCAGAAGGCCCAGGAGGAGCUCAAAACAUCCACAGCCCAGGCAGCCACAGAAGCCAAGAGUGCCCUAGUAUCUGUUCAGCGAGUCAGCUCAGAGGGGGCUCAGCGCCUAGCGAAGCUCUCCCCUCCUGAAAUGCUGCCUCUCACACACCUUGCCGGAGACCUGGACAGAAAGCUACAGGAUCUAGAGAAGACCGUGGUUGCUAGGGAGCAUGUGUAUGCCAAAGCAGCCCAGGAUGUCUUGGCCACUUCCCAGGAAGCGCUCCAGAAGACCCAGCCCUUUGAGCAGCUGCGUGAUGGAGCUGACGCUGCCCUCACCCUGGCCACCUCCUCCAUUGCCAAAGCCAGAGUCACGGUCAGUGAUUCCAAGACUUUGCUGACCGAUCUGGAAGAAAUGAGAAAAACAUUUCCCCAGCCAAAGGACCAGGCAGCUCUAAGGAAAAAGGCAAAGAUCAUCCAAGACAGACUCAUUGGUGACACCCAGAAGAAGACUAAGCAGGCAGAGAGGAUGCUGGGAAAUGCUGCUUCUGUCUCUGCCACAGCUAAGAAGAAGGCUAAGGAAGCUGAGCUGUUGGCUAAAGAGAAAACAAAGCACUCCAAGGCCUUGCUGAGGGAAAGUAAACAGGAAUACCGACGAGCCAUCAAGCUUGCCAACCAAGCACAAGGAGCCCUCCGAGACAUCUCCAGGCAGGUGAUGGUGACCAAGGAACGAAGGAGGGAGAUGGAGAAAGUUGAGCAGGUAGGGCCCGGGUUGAACAAAGUGGAAAGAAACAUAAGGGAAGCCCGGGUCUCCCUGGAGAUGGACAUCAAGGUUUUGUCUGUCCUGCUUACUAGAUUGGGGAAGCUGGACACCCACCAAGCUCUAGCCUCAGCCCUGAGUGAGACAGAGCAGAAGCUAGAGCCACUGAGGCAGCGCCUGGAUGGACAGGGGCCCUUGCAGGGGAAACUGAGCCUGCUGCAGCAGGAGGCAGAACAGCAGGAGCUCCAGAUCCAAGACUUGGAGAGUGACCUCAAGGAGAUCCAGGCAGACAAACGGAACCUGGAGGACAUUCUACGCAGCCUGCCUGAGGGUUGUGCCAGCUGGCAGUGAGAAUCCAAACUAAGCCCUCCAUGCAUAUGUGUGUACACAUGCACAUGUGUGCACAUACACACUCACGCCUAUACACCUGUGGGUACACACAAACUCAUGUGCAUACACACAGGUACUCCCCAAUGUGAAUAUGUAUUCAUGCCAACAUGUGGCCACACAAACAUGUACAUGGGCACACAUACGUUCAUGCCAACAUGUGUGCAUAUAUACCUACCUGUGCACAGACAUCACAUUUUGUACAUAUAUGCCCACAUCUACAUAACCGUUCAUGUCAACAAGUGUCUCCUCAGUUGUACCACUAUGUGGGCACAUAAACACUCAGAGAAACAUGUCUAUGGACAUCCUUCCACCUAUAUGUGCAUACUGUAUCUUAUUGAGUAUGUUCAUACCUACACCACUGUGUGUAUGUACAUUUCUGCAUACACAUAGACCAAUACCAAUGUGUGCUUAUAGAAAUAACCACCUGUGUACACAUUCCUAUUCCAUGAAUACAAUUCCCUCUUCCCUAACAACUCAUUUAUACAUAAGGGUGUGUGCUUAUGCUCAUCCAUGUGUGUUCACACUCAUACCAAUAUGCCUGCAUACCCAUCCACAUGGCACAUCCCCAUAGACAGACCUCUCACCAUGUUAUUGCCAGUAUGCACAUAUCCCACUCAUAUCCAUUCAUGCUGCCAACUGAAUUGUGUAGUCCCUUUGCUUGGCAGCCUACAGGUUCCCUUGUAUAGUUUCCAGCUCUCAAGAGCCCAGUGAUGAGUGGACAGAGUUCUUGCCUCCCUUGGGCUGGGAGGACUGGCAGGUGCUAUUGAUGAUCACUGGAGAAACAGGAUAGCUCGGGCUGCAGGAUUCAGGGAGAUCUGUGCAUUCCCCAACCUUACCCCUUUCCAGUUCUUCACCCCCUGGCUCUCUAGCUCCCAUCCAGAUUGGAAUCCGUCUCCUCCACUCCUUCCCCCUCACCCCGUGUCUCCACACACACACCCAUUUCACAGAUCGGGAAACCAAACAGGCACAUGGGGUUUUUCAGUGGUAAAACUUGAAACCAAAUGACUCCUGAGUCCACUGCUUGACUAGUCAGGCAGGUCUGCAAGGUCUUGUCUCUCUCUCACUCCUAGUGUCAUCUCUCUUUUUCUAUUGGCUUAUUCUGAGGCUUAAUUUCUGUUUCUUAGAAUUAAUUACAGUCACCUAAGGAAUUCUCCCCUGAUAGCCCUUUCUAUUGCAAUGAGGCCCUCUAACUAUGUGAUGCCACAUGGAAUUCAUUUUGAAACUGCCUGCACCUUGGAGGGAAGAAGACUGCAGGCCCGACUCAGAGGGUAGAGAGGAGCAAAGAUAUUGCUGUCAGCUAGAAUGGUUCUGACUCAGCAGCCCAGUUCCUGUUGGACUUUAUUAGCCACCCUCCGCAGCCCUCUAAGGGAAGUAACCAAAGGAAUGGAGUUCGUGUUGGAACUCAGAAGGCUGAAAGGCUGACUUCUGCACCUCCUCAGCCUGGAGGAGAUCUCACUGCUUCAGCUUACCUAGUCAGGUGCUUGCUCCUCCAGUUCUGACCUCCAAGCUUGGAAUAAAUAAGGACAUGCUAGCAGGAAGGGUCAUACGGGGCUAGAAAGGAGGAAGAGAAACGAGGGAUUCUGGUCCAUGGUGUAGGAGAGAGCAGAGAGAUGGGGUGUUUGAGUAUCUCUCCAAAUGCUGCCACCUCCCUCUCGCUCCCACCAGCCUGCUGCAUAGAUUCCUGGCUGUAAACAGAGAUAUGGAGUGAAGGGUCCCCAGAUCCCCAAAGGUUUUUCAAGUAGAAGGCAACACCUUAGAAUGUGGUCUGGAGACAGGGCAAUAGCACAAAGCCCGUCUGUUUAAU